This is a messenger RNA of Heterobilharzia americana, 750 nucleotides long. Lineage: Eukaryota; Metazoa; Platyhelminthes; Trematoda; Strigeidida; Schistosomatidae. The record is from the annotation of a GenBank genome assembly.
AUGAAUACUGAGGAGAGUAGAUUAAAUGCAUACAAAGAAAAAACAAAAGUUGACGGUGAAGAGCUUGUACGUAAUGUUUUCCCUAAACGUGUAUUUGAAAUGGAAGACAUAUUGGCUUCAGAAAUGUUUUUUCUUGAUGGUGAACAUGUCCACUCUGGUGUCGACAUACCUUAUCCCAUUAAUUCUCAUAAUCACUUGAAUUCUGGCGCUAUGGAUUCUGGUUUAAACAAUGACAUUGACAAAGUAGUCAAUGAAAAACCACACUUUCCUAGUAAAGGUUCUUUUGUGUAUGCUUUUCCGAAUGGUUACGUGUCAUAUAACAAACAUAUCAAGGCUAUGAUUGAGAGAACCAAACCAUGCUUGACUCAGCUGAUGAUUGAGGCCCAACUUGUGCGUUUAUGGGUUCAAUUUAAUAUACCACGAAUUGAAGAUGGUAAUAAUUUUGGUGUAGGAAUUCAAGAAGAGAUUUUGGGUGAAGCGUCAAGCAUUGAAAGAGAUGCAUGUACCUUCUUGGAUCAAGUAACAAGGUACUAUGCCUCAAGAGGAAAAUUAGUGGGUAAAGUUGCCAAAUAUCCUCAUAUCGAAGACUAUCGAGAGUGUAUUCGAGAUAUGGAUGAGAAACAGGCAAUAACAAUGCGAUAUAUCAUAAUGGAAAUUCGUAAUCAUUAUGCCACUUUACAUGACAUAAUUAUCAAGAAUCUGGAUCGCAUCAAAAUGCCCCGUUCUAACAAUGCAAUCAAUAUGUACUGA